AUGUUGGCGGUGACGAAGAAUCUAGCGGAGCUCUGCACUCUGAUUAUUGAUGAUAUUCAUGGGGAGCUUCCUUCGCGAAUCUUUGCGGCCCUGAUCAACCAUGGACGGGCCAGCGUGGCGCAGCUGGCGCAUCACACGUCUUUGACUCCACGGCAGCUUCGACACGGGCUCGCAGUCCUGCUGCAGUACGACCUGCUCUACUUCCAGGUCAACGCGGCUGACGGCACGACCAUGUACGAUGCCAACCCGGAGGCUGCCUACAACGUGAUGCGGUCGGGCAAGGUGCUGGAGAUGGUGGAGAGCCUGUACGGGAUGGAGGCCAAGGACGUGGUGCAGAACCUGCUGGCGCUGGGCCACACGCGGAUUGCCGACCUGAAGGACGCGUACACGGCCAAGAUUGUACGGUGGGAGGCAUCGCUGCGAGAGAGCAACGGGGUUGACAAGACAAACGGUGAUCAUGCGGCGGAGGGACAAGCUCAAGGCGGGCCACACGAGGGCACGGCGAUCCGGUCGAUGAACCACUUGAACGCGGUGAUCUCGCAGCUGAUCCUGGCGGAGGUGGUGGAGGUAGUCAGCCCUGCGAGCUUUGAUAGUUUCCCGGACCGGCUGACGCAGGCGAGAGAAUACGUGACGCGCAAGUACUUUCCGGAAGAGAUCCGGGGGAAGAAAAAGGACGAGUUCGAGAUGCGUCUGGCAGAGCACCUGCAAGCGCUCCGGGACGAGCCGCGCAAGCUGAAGCGGACGCUGCAGAUGAACGGCGGCGGGCGGCAGAAGCUGCGGAAGCUGAUGAAUGGCAGCGACGUGGCCAACGGGCACGACGGAGACCAAGAUACUCCGCUCGAUGCCAAAACGAUCCUCCGGGUGAACCACGAGCGAUGUGCAGUGCUGCUGCGCAACCAGCGACUGGUGCAGGCAGCAUCGGCGGCGGUGGGCGAGACGACAGCGCAGGUGUACGCGGUGCUGCUGCGACAGCUGACCGAGACGAUCCCGCGGUGCCGUGCAAACCCGAUGAUGGACGCGGCAGGCAGCGAGUUUCUGCGGCCGCGCGCGAUCCAGACGUGGGACGUGUUCGACCACCUGAGCCCGUCGCUAGACGUGUUCACGGGGAUCGGCAAGGUGGCAGGACACGAGAUCGACGUGCCGACAGCCGAGCGGCUGGAGCGACAUGCCAAGGUGGACGCGUUCAUAGCGGGCGACGAUGGCGACGGCAGCGGUGCAGACGAGGAUGACAUGGACGAGGAGGACUACGACUCGGAGGGCGAGGUGCAUCUAACGCCAGUGAUCCGACAGGCAGCAGCGAUCAAUGGAGAGAGCAACGGCCACGGCCACAGCAACGGCCACAGCAACGGCCACAGCAACGGCAACAGCAACGGCAACGAAGCCGAGCACAACACGCCACGAGUCAAGUUUGCCGAGGGCGUGGCAGCAGCAGCGCCGUCGGCCGCGGCGAGCCAAGAGACGCGGCUGCAGCAGAUGCGACAGCACCUAUUGCUGCUGUGCGACGACCGGCUCAAGCUGCUGCGACACUGCGAGCGCGGGCAGUGGACGGUAGACUUUGUGCCGCUGUUGCGACGGCUGCGCGAGGCCGAGCUGGACGACGCGAUUGAGCGGCAGACGGGACGGCAGGGACUGCGGCUGGCGCGGAUUCUGCGCGACAAGGGCAAGCUGGACGAGAAGACGCUGCCGGGGCUGGCGCUGAUGAAGAAGAGCGAGGUGCAGCACAAGAUGUUGGAGCUGCAGGCACACGGCUUUGUCGACGUGCAGGAGGUCCCGCGCGACAACAACCGGUCGGCCAGCCGGACGGUGUUUCUCUGGUACUGCGACGUGGCCCGCGCCGAGGACAUGCUGCUGGACCACGCCUACAAGGCCAUGGCGCGCUGUCUGCGUGUCCGUGACGUCCAUCGCCAGGCCAGCCGCGAGGUGCUCGCGUUUGUCGAGCGGCCCGACGUCAAGGGUCGCGAGCGUGAGGCCCUGGAGAAAAAGUACUUUGACCGGUAUCAGCGCUACUGCGACGUCGAGCAGAAGCUGAUCGGACAGGUCAUGCGGCUGGACAGCCUGGUGGCGACGUUGCGGGAUUUUUGA
Messenger RNA from Grosmannia clavigera kw1407, 2082 nucleotides. RefSeq names its product DNA directed RNA polymerase 3 subunit. Gene Ontology annotation, molecular function: single-stranded DNA binding. Gene Ontology annotation, biological process: DNA-templated transcription. Gene Ontology annotation, cellular component: RNA polymerase III complex. The record is from RefSeq and is a predicted model, not a curated record. Lineage: Eukaryota; Fungi; Ascomycota; Sordariomycetes; Ophiostomatales; Ophiostomataceae. The transcript is spliced from 4 exons. The coding region runs from base 1 to 2082 and encodes 693 amino acids.